AUGUGUGACGAAGCGUUUAUUCUUCAGGCAGAUGGACGGGCGCACAUCUCUGAUGUGCGCUUUGUCAGCUCCUCACCUCAUGAUCCGUCGGCUGUCUUCACAGCGUCGCGCGACAACACAGCGAAGUUGUCCACUGUUCCAAGGUCAGGGGACACUGUAGAGGAUGGCCUGACCUUUGUUGGUCAUACCGCGUUUGUCAACUACGUUCUAUUUCAUCCCGAUAUAGAGCUUCUGGAUCACGAGUCGUGCGUUGUCACUGGAUCAAAUGAUAAGCAUGUGGCGCUGUGGAACGCCGAGUCGUCUGCGGUAGAAGCCGUGUUGAAUGGGCACAACAGUGGCGCUUGUUGCGGUGCCAUCAUGCAUUUCACUCCCGGCAGUAUCGACACGGAAGUGGAGGAUGCGCUUGCUGGCGACAUUAUUUCUGGUGAUUGGGGCGGGAUGGUUCUUAUUUUCGAUCACAAAAGUGGACAGCCAAAACAACUUUACGACAAGCAUGCCACGGCCAUCCGUGGUGUGGCGCAGCUGACAAACACCUCGACAGUCGUGUCUGGCUCUGGCGACAAGACGAUUCACGCCUGGGAUGCGUUGACGGGAAGGACCAUACAAAUUUUCUCUGGUCACCAGGAUGUUGUGCAGUGCAUUUGUGCGGUCGACAGCACCCGCUUCGCGUCAGCCGGAAACGACUGCACAGUUCGAUUGUGGAGCAUCGGCACCGAGUGCUCUCUUCAAGUAUUGGAUGGCCAUGACUCACUGAUCUACUCUAUCAGCUGGUCUCCUGCUCUGUCGGAGCUGUACACUGCCUCGGAAGAUCACACAGUGCGUGUAUGGCGUUCAAGUGGCGCUGAUGGCAAGCUGUUCACCGUGCAAGUCAUUCAGCACCCCUGCGUCGUGUGGAGUGUGGCGCCGACAUCGGACGGCAGGCUGCUCUCUGGUGGUUCAGAUCAUACCGUGCGCGUAUGGACCCGUGACUAUGGCCACAUGGCGUCCAUCGAGAAGCUGGAAGCCUUGGAGACGGCCGUCUCUUCCCAAACGGUGGAUGUCAAAAUCGCCAAAUCCAGCAGCGCUGCUGCCACCAGUGGCGGGCUCGAUGUGGAGUCGAUGCCGUUCACGCACGAGAUUGCGCGGCGCCGUGGCACGCUGGAGGGCGAACGCCUCUUUGCCCGCAAUGAGAAGGGUGAGGUGGAGUUGUAUGUGUGGAAUGCCGGUCAGUGGGAGAAGAUCGGCGUUGUCGUUGCAGGGCCAGACGCUCAGCACUACACAGGCGCCUCGGAGCAGCAACGCGAGAAGCACUUCUACAAAGGGCAAUCGUACGAUUACCUUUUCGACGUGAAUGUUGAAGGUCGCAUGCUGAAGCUGCCCUACAAUGUCGGCGACAGUGUUGUAGAGGCGGCAAAGCGCUUCAUCCAGGACCACGCUGGCGUUGUUGCGCAGGACUCGCAGGAGGAGAUCCAAAACUUUCUGAUGGCGCAUGUGUCGCCAGAAGAUCUCUCGCAUAUUCCGGGCUUGGAGGGUACCAGAUGUGCCUCCGACUCUGGUGGCGCUGCAGCACCCACGCUGUCUGGAGCAACAGCCGCUUCGCCGCCGCCAGGGGAGACUGACAGUCUCCUUCCUGCGUGGGAAGCGCCGCAGCUUUUUGAUACCUUCAACGCUGCAGCUGCGCAGACGAAGGUGAACACGCUCUUGCCGGAGCACACUCAGUUCCACCACACCGUCGAGGCGUUGUCGCCGAACGCCAGUGAUCCAUCCGCCACGUGCUCAGGUCUUCUCAGCCUGUACGCCGCAUUGCCGGCUGGGUUUCGCUUUCCCGCAACGGACGCUCUGCGCUAUAUGCUCACCGCCACCGUUGAUAGGCCCGAGAUCGUCGGGGAGACGCUGACACAGCUGAAUACCCUCUGGGGCUCUAAAGCACAGCCCCCGCAGCUGCCAACGUCGGCAGCUGAGUGGAUGGUGGCUCUGCGGCUUGCCGCGUCCGUGUUUGGCCGCUUGUGUGACGCGCGUGUGCAAGCGCCGACCAUGACUGAAGACGCGCAGGAGAUGCUGGUGUGGCUGGCGACGUCGCUGCCGUCCAUGACGAAGCUGAUCACGAGCGACACGCCCGCUACCAUGCGCACCAACUGCCGAGCUGCUACGGCUGCACUCCUCCGCAACGUGACGGUAGCCCUGUGUUCCCCGGAGUUGAGUCUAGCGACGGCGGGGUCCGCGGGCCUUGCCGAGCGGCUGGCCGUCGCCGUUGUGCGGCAGAGCGCCGUUUUGUUUGUAGUGGAGCGCAACGACUCGCCAGUAGUGCGCGACAGUCUGCGCUCGCUGCGGUCACUCUUGCUGUCCUCUUCUCCGUCGCCGCCUGCGUGGCGCGCUGCAGUAGUGGCGCAGGUGGUCAGCUCGUUAACGCCCUCAUUGAAGGGGAUUGCCACCGGCGCUCGCGUCGAGGGCCAGUCGACGGCUGCGUGGCUGUUGGCUCAAGUCGGCUGCCCAAUCACCUCUUGA
Molecule: messenger RNA, 2484 nt
Organism: Leishmania mexicana MHOM/GT/2001/U1103
Lineage: Eukaryota; Euglenozoa; Kinetoplastea; Trypanosomatida; Trypanosomatidae
Exons: 1
Coding region: 1-2484 (827 amino acids)
Biological process (GO): ubiquitin recycling; proteasome-mediated ubiquitin-dependent protein catabolic process
Cellular component (GO): nucleus; cytoplasm
Molecular function (GO): ubiquitin binding
Source: RefSeq, a predicted model, not a curated record